Molecule: messenger RNA, 4113 nt
Organism: Conger conger (European conger)
Lineage: Eukaryota; Metazoa; Chordata; Actinopteri; Anguilliformes; Congridae
Product: monocarboxylate transporter 2-like
Exons: 5
Coding region: 348-1916 (522 amino acids)
Biological process (GO): transmembrane transport; monocarboxylic acid transport
Cellular component (GO): membrane
Molecular function (GO): monocarboxylic acid transmembrane transporter activity
Source: RefSeq, a predicted model, not a curated record
CCGAAGGUUUUCAUGCCACGUGUAAGUUGCGGUACAGAAAUCACGUCUGAAUUCACGAUUGAAAUACAUUGCGCAUGAACAACCCAUGUGCCAACCAAAGUGGCAAUGUAUGUCACGAUUGGAAAAGAGUAAGAUGAGAAAUGGGAAAUACCAGCUGGGUUUCCACCCUUCAAGUUUGGAUGCCUAAAAAUAAAUAUAAGCGACGCCAAUCUAAGCAGAAACCCACGUGAGCGGAGUGGGUGAACAGGAGCAAAAGUUUUUUUUCAUCAGAGCUGGCAGCGAUCUAUUUGGAAUGAAGAAAUCUUUUUUCCGUCAUCCCACAUUUUAAUAAACGCUACUGAAUCGCUAUGCCUGCCGGAACAACUACAAACCUGGGCGACACUCCACCGGAUGGGGGCUGGGGAUGGGCUGUGGUGUUCGGAUCCUUCAUCUGCAUUGGGUUCUCCUAUGCUUUCCCUAAAGCUCUCACUAUCUACUUCAAGGAGAUCCAGGAAUUCUUCUCCAUCUCCUACAGUGAGAUUGCCUGGGUGUCUUCUAUUAUGCUGGCUACUAUGUAUGCUGGAGGUCCUGUGAGUAGCAUUCUGGUAAAUCGCUAUGGCAGCCGGCCGGUGGUCAUAGCUGGUGGGCUAAUGUGUGCGGCUGCUAUGGUAACUGCUUCUUUUGGAACUACCAUUAUGCAUUUGUAUAUAUGCAUUGGCAUCAUUGGAGGGAUGGGUCUUGCCUUCAACCUCCAGCCUGCCCUGACUAUAAUCGGCAAGUACUUCUUCAUCAAGAGACCAAUAGCCAAUGGCCUGACCAUGGCAGGGAGCCCUGUAUUCCUCUCUACUCUGGCUCCUCUCAAUCAGUUCCUCCUCGACAGUUUUGGAUGGCGUGGUGCGUUUUUCAUCCUUGGAGCCAUACUUCUGAACGGCUGUGUGGCUGGGGCUCUCAUGAGACCUAUCGGACCACAAAACCCAAACCCAAACAGGAACGGCAGCAGCACAGCCGCCAUGGAAGAUGGUAAAGUCUCCCAGGAUGUUGGUGUGCUGAGCGGAAAAGGUCAGCAACAGAGGACAGGAUGUGCAGACCGCAUCAACAAACUGAUUGAUCUCUCUCUCUUCAAACAUCGAGGCUUUCUCAUUUACCUUGUGGGGAAUGUGAUCAUGUUCUUUGGCUUCUUCGCCCCAAUCGUUUUCCUUGCCCCGUAUGCCCGACACUUAGGCAUCGAUGAAUACAGGUCUGCCUUUCUCCUCUCCAUCUUAGCCCUCGUGGACAUGUUUGCAAGGCCCGGGACAGGACUGUUGGCGAACACCAGGUGGAUCAGACCGCGGAUCCAGUACUUCUUCAGCUUGUCCGUAGCAUACAACGGUGUCUGCCACCUGUUGUGCCCUCUGGCGACAGGGUACGUUGGGCUGGUCAUCUACGCCAUCUUCUUUGGUGUGGCGUUUGGCAUGGUAUGUGCCUUACUCUUUGAAGUUCUGAUGGACAUGGUCGGGGCUCAGCGGUUCUCCAGUGCGGUUGGGCUUGUCACCAUCAUUGAAUGUGGACCUGUGCUUUUAGGACCACCAAUAGCAGGGGCACUGGUAGACAUCUUCAUGGAUUAUAAAUACAUGUACUACGCCUGUGGGGCAAUAAUGCUGGCUGCCGGAAUCUUCCUCUUCAUCAUGAACUUCUACAACUACAGGCGACUGGAACAGGAAGAGAAGGAAAAGCUAGCAGCAGCUGUGGAGUUUACAGCUGACAAUGAGCAGUCCACUUUGAACACAGCUGUGGAGGCUACAGCUGGCGAUGAGCAGUCCACUUUGAACACAGCUGUGGAGGUUACAGCUGACGAUGAGCAGUCUACUUUGAACACAGCAGAAGAGAAGAAAUCCCUGGAGGUUCCUGCUCAGGAAAAGAAGGAUGAUCCUCCAUGUACUUUUGAGACAGAAAGCUAAACUGCUGGAUAUCAGAAGAUGGUUCGCUGUCAGUUAAGCUAGCAACGAAAAAUGAACAAGGCUAGCUAGAUAAGCCAUUUGAUGUGGUGCAAGCAAGUUGCCAAUCUCUCUCCAAAAGUAUUGGAACAGUAAGGUCAAUUCCAUUGUUUUUGCUAUACACUGAAGACAAUUGAGUUUGGGAUCAAAAGAUGUACAAUACAUGAGAUGACAGAUCUGAAUUUCAGCUUGGUAUUUUUAUCAAGAUUUUAAACAAUUUAGAACAUAUUACAUUUUGUAUCAGACCACCCACCAGUCCAAGCUAUCUCCCAAAAGCAUUGGGGAUAGCUUGUACCAUAACCUGGAAUGUCCUGAAAAAUAAAUAGACCCCUGGCGUACUGAGCUACAGACAUUGAACAGGUCGACCAAGGAAAACAACAGCAGUUCAUGACAGAAACAUUGUGAGAACUGAAGAAAAACCCCAAAACAUCAAGAAGAAAGAAGGGAUCAGCUCAUGGUCCAAAACAUACGAGCAUGAUGAAGGAAGCACGAUGGAGGAAGUGUCAUGGCUUGGGCUUCCAUGGCUGCUUCUGGAGUGGGCUCACUAAUCUUUAUUGAUGAUGUAACUCAUGAUGGUAGCAGCAGGAUGAAUUCAGAAGUCUACAAAAACGUUCUGUCUGCCAAUUUAUGGAGAAAUGCGUCCAAACUAAUUGGGAAGAACCUUAUUGUGCAACAAGACUAUAACCCUAGAAAAGCAAAAAGCAAAAAGGAUGAAAUAGUUUGGUGAUUUCAAUGGGUCGCAGGCUUGAUGCAGUUAUUGCAAGCAAAGAAUAUGCUACCAAAUAUCAUGUGCUAUUUACUUUAAUUAAGAUAAAUACUCUCUGUUCCAGUACUUUUGCUCACAUAAAAAUUGGGUGGUCUGAUACCAAAGGUGCUGUGUUCGAACACAUCUAGGUGUAGAGACCAGGAAAUAAAAGCUGAAAUUCUUUUCUUUUGUCGCGUGUUCCUGUUUAUAUCUCAACCCAAAAUGUAUUCAGUGUAUUGCAAAAACAAAGGAAUUGCUGUUCCAAUACUUUUUGAGGGAGCUGUAUAUUUUUAUCAAUUAGCCACAUUUUUAAUUUGUCAUAGAUGGAAAAAGGCGUUCAAUUUCAGUAUGAAUUUAAUCAAUAUAACAAAACAUUUGACCAGUUUUCUCAGUAUUGAUUAUAAAACAUGAAGAGUGAAGACAUUCACAUCAAAAUAAUUCAUGCCUUUAACAAUGUGGUACAUCCCUCAAAGUGGCUUUUGGAGUCCUUGACAUACAGUACUUCUGGAAUCAGCAAGAACAACUGACAGGGAGAUUCCAGAGAGAAAGGGGUAAUAGGAUGUGUCUUUGAAGAAAAUGUCUGAAGAAAAUGGAGGACAACUGGUGGAAUUUAGGUUUUUAAUUUUUUCAUUAUGUAUAGUUACUUCUAAGCACAUCACAUUCAAAUAUAUUUUAUAACUUUAAAAUAAAACAAAAAAUAAUUAAUGGGUUUGAGAACUUUCUGAAUGCACUGAAUGUCUUUUCUAAUCCGGAUCUUGAUAAGGUGUAAUAGGGAAUGUGGCUGGCAGUUUUACACCAUGUUCAAUUGGCCAGUCAGCCUGUAACUGUACUGUACAUUUGACCUUGUGGACCAGGUGAAGUCUGUGGUUCCCAAACUCAGUCCUGUGGACCCUAUUCCUACCAGAGUAUUUAAAUUUUUUUAACACAAUUCACUUUUGCUUUCUUGUUGAACUGAUGUUCAACUCAUGUUUUUUUUUUUGGUUCAGACCGAAAGUAGUCUUGAUAUUUAAUCAACAUUUCUCCUUAACCUUUGACUAACAAUGAAACGCAAUGACUAAAAGUGACCAAAAGUGCAAUGUUCACUGGAAGUCAAAGCUAAGUGCAAAUGUUGAUUACUCCAGGCCUGUCUGUCAUUUAAAAUCUAAUUUUAGUUAUUAAAAAAAAGUUUUUGUUUUAUUAGUCAUAAAACAAAAAAAGAAAAGAAAGGCUGUAUUUCAAUUGCUUAAAAACUCUGAAAACUCCUAAAAGUUUGCAACUAUGUUUGGAAGGAAAACAGGCGUACAGGCCCAGGACAGGAGUUUGGGAGCCACUGGGAUUAGGGCAUUAGAUCUUUUGACUGCUCUCUUUCAGGGUAUUUGUAUUUGGUUAAAAUAGUCAUUUAUGCAAAUGUUCUAAUGUUCCAAUAAAGAGCAACAU